AUCGAAAGACUUAUGACGUAUUUUUUAUUUAAUUUCUCGUCAUUCGGGAUGGUAAUUAGAGUAUAUAUACCUGGGAUUACAUCUCGUCUUCAGUACCACUAGAGUUUUUACGGAAGGAAACAUUAAAAUACAUUUUUAGAAAUUGCUGGCCAAUUUCACCCAAGGACAAAACAAGAUGGAAUCUAAACCGACUUUACUGAGCGUGUUUCUCAGUAUGUUAUUAGUUUUACCAGUAACACCAGCCAUAUUACCAUGUCAACAGUCGUUUGACGUAGUAGUAAUGAUCGACGGAUCGGACAGCAUCAACGCAGAUGACUUCUUACUGUUUAAAAACGCAUUGGAAAAUCUGGUGGGACAGCUGGAAAUCGGCGUGGAUAAAACCAGAAUGGGACUCGUGCUGUACAGCGCAACUGUCACCAAAUCCAUCGACUUCAGUGGAAACUCAUUUCUCUUAAGACAGGAAAUCAGAAGCCUUGUCCAACCUCGAGACGGUACCAUGACCCAUCUAGCUCUGGACGAUGCCUACAACAUGGUUCUUAGAGCCACAAGUCGUCAAGGGGUACCUAAGAUUGGUUUAGUUAUCACCGACGGCAUCUCCAAGUUUCCAUCUUUAACCGCUGCAUCUGCUGCUAAACUGAAGAAUCUCGGCGUGAAUGUUUAUGCUAUUGGUGUCACCAACAAUGUGAACGCUAAAGAAUUGGUUGAUAUUGCUUCCAGUCCAUCUCAAGUCAAAUAUUCCUCGACUUUUAGCGACCUGACUACUACACUGAAAGAACUGUUACCCGAAAUCUGUCCAGCUACCACCACACCAACACCGACUACGCCCACCCCCAGAACAACACGUAUAACACCCCCUGGACCUGGUGGACGAGUUGACACCACCCCCAACCCUAUUAAUGGUAGUCUGUGUGACGGUUGUAAAGAAGAUAACGGUAUUGGGUUCCUGCCCCACCCCACGGACUGUCACCGGUUUAUCCAGUGUAUAUUUGAUAAAGAUGGUUCUGCCGAGGGUAUGAUUAAGAACUGUGGUAUGGGGUUAUUUUGGGAUCAAGAUGAUUUCACCUGUAAAUAUCCAAGUCAAGUGACUUGUGUUAACGAUAAAUGUAACAACCCCGGCACCACUCAUUUCAAAUCCAUCCACAACUGUCGACAAUACUACUCAUGUGACGACAGAUUCGGUGCUGCUCUAUGCUGUCCACAAGGUACUUCUUACUCUGACACUAGCAGACAAUGUGUUUCAGACAACACCUGUAACGACCUAUGUGGUACCAGUUCCAACCCCGCCCCCACUGCACAAGCACAAUGUAACAAAGAAGCUGUCCCUGGUCUACCUGGAUAUUACAUGGAAGAUGUACCUGGGUUCGGUAAGAUACAGCGACCCUGUGCUGUUGGUACCACAUUUAGUCCUACCAAGUGUGAUUGUUCUACAUUCUAUGAUUCUAACCCAGCUGCCCCUACUAGAUUCCCACCAGUCAACAACGAAUUCUUGAAUUGCGAUUGGGUCACUACUUGUAGUCCCACAGCUCGGCAAAGAUCGGUUGACUCCGUAACUGUCCACUGUAAACCAAUCCUUGACCUUCAAUUUGAAAACGACGCACGUGAUACUUCCGGUAACAACAACUGGGUUCAAAAUGUCGGAGUUUCCUUCCAAAAUGGCUGGGCAUAUUUCAACGGUGAUGCUAUUUUAAGAGUACCACGAUUUUCUAACUUUGGUCUCGGAUCUACUUUCAUGGUUAAAAUGAAAUACAGAGCCGAGGCUCCUAUCCAGCAGCAACAAGCUCUAUUCACCAACAGAGACUGUGGUAAACCAGGCUCUGUCGCCAUAUUGUUGAACCGAGGUACCGAUACAUUUUUAAUGAGAAACGAAGCUUCUGAACUAAAAACGGUUGAUGUCAAUGUACAAGACCAGACUCAAUGGAGAGAAGUUAUAUACCGAGUUGAUAAUGGAUUAUUAAAAGGAACUGUUGAUGGGGUUUCUCAACAAAUUCAAAUUGUUGGUGAUAUCCGUAAGAGUGAAUGUGCUUUACAGAUCGGUCAUGGUAACACUUAUGAAAACUUCGUUGGAUACAUCGACUAUGUUCAAGUUUCCAUGUGUUAAAAUAUAGAGUGACCUCCCUUGAGAGAAUUUUCUAAGCACAAGACUUUUAUAAUUUUGAAUCGUAUUUUUUUUUAAAUCAAAACGACACAGUUUCUAGUCGAGACCUCUUCUUAGAUUCAUUUCUUCUCUUUUAUAAAAUAUCGAUAUUUUAGCUGGCACGACAAUUCACAAUAAAAUUAAGAAAUUAAGAAUUAUAAAUUGUAAUCUGGUAGAAACAAAGCAUCAAAACGUAGAGCACUGAUAUAAUUUACUUCUAUUUUCUAUAUCAAACAAUCACUUGCAACAUGUGAAAGAAAUAAGUGUCGAAUGUCAUGUCAAAGCUUCUUUUGUGAGAGCAUGACAGCUUUAGUUUCGAUAUUUGAUUAAAGCUACCAUGAAGAUUCAAAUAUGAAACAAUAACAUUGAUAAAAUCUUUCAACUUUUCAAUAUUAAGGACCUUGAAGAAAAAGUUGAACAAAAGUAGAAACUUUCUUGAUAAUUUUUGCUGCGUUUAUUGAUCCAAUGUUUUAGAACUUAAUAUUAGCUUGAAUUCAUUCUAUAUUAUUUUAAAGAUAAAGUCGUAUUUUGGAGCUGAUGGUUUCCUACCAGAAGUCCUUAUUCGGCCGUGUUUUUUUUUUAUAGUUAAAAAUAAUCACCACCCAAACUGUUCUGUUGUAAAAGUAGAAAUUUUGAUUUUUUGUACUUUAUUUAUUUUUGAUAUUUAUAUUAGAGUUUUGUUACUUUUGUGAAUAAAUUGAUGAUUAUUCUGAAAAU
Messenger RNA from Lottia gigantea (owl limpet), 2851 nucleotides. RefSeq lists its product as hypothetical. Bases 176 to 2098 code for a protein of 640 amino acids. The transcript has 11 exons. Lineage: Eukaryota; Metazoa; Mollusca; Gastropoda; Lottiidae. The record is from RefSeq and is a predicted model, not a curated record. Gene Ontology annotation, cellular component: extracellular region. Gene Ontology annotation, molecular function: chitin binding.